Messenger RNA from Aricia agestis (brown argus), 1550 nucleotides. RefSeq names its product protein LTV1 homolog (gene LTV1). Gene Ontology annotation, cellular component: nucleus; preribosome, small subunit precursor; cytosol. Gene Ontology annotation, biological process: ribosomal small subunit biogenesis; ribosomal small subunit export from nucleus. The transcript has 11 exons. The coding region runs from base 82 to 1539 and encodes 485 amino acids. NCBI's taxonomy places the organism in Eukaryota, Metazoa, Arthropoda, Insecta, Lepidoptera, Lycaenidae. The record is from RefSeq and is a predicted model, not a curated record.
UUUCAAAACAACACAUGUUUUUCUGAUAAAAUAGAAAUCUAAAUGUUUUUCUUCUAAAAUUUAUACUUAUAUUGCUUAAAAAUGCCGAAGGUGAAAAAGUUUAUAGAUCGCAAGAAAGCAGUAACUUUUAAUCUAGUUCACCGUUCGCAAAAAGAUCCUUUGGUAGCUGAUGAGAGUGCGCCACAACGUGUUUUGGUUCCAGUUAAUGCCAAUGUACCACCACCGAAGGAUAAAGGACCGGAACUAACACCAGAGCAACGCAAGCAACAACAGAUCAAAUAUGGAAUCUACUUUGAUGAUGAUUACAACUACUUACAGCAUCUCAAAGAUACCAGGGAAGUCACCAUGGUUAUGCAACCUAAAGCCACCCACAAAAGGAAAGAGAAGCCAAUAAAAGAGAAUGCAGAAACUGAGAAAGAUUCAACUGUAAAACUAAAUCUUCCCAGUUCAGUGUUUGCUUCUGAAGUGGAAGAGGAUGUUGGUAUGCUGAAUAAGGCUGCAUCACAAGGACUUUGUUUGAAUUUGGAUCCUGAGGUGGUUGCUGCUCUGGAUGACGACUUUGACUUUGAUGAUCCUGAAAAUGAACUAGAAGACAAUUUCAUUGAACUGGCUAUGGGAGAGGGUUCUGGUGAUGAGGAAUAUGAAGAUGAUGAUAAUGAUAUGUCGGAUGAUGACGGGGACAUGUCUGAUAAAGCCUUUGUUUCUGACCUUGAUUCUGAUGAUGAUAGUGACUCACAGGUUCAACAAGGUAGAAUGCAGACGUGGGACAAAGAUGACACAAAAUCUCGCUUCUCCCAGUAUUCCAUGUCUUCCAGUGUCAUCAGGAGAAAUGAAGGUCUUUCUCUUCUGGACAAUAGAUUUGAAAGGAUGUUUGCUGAAUACGACGAUACAGAAGUAGGCGCUCUAGACCUGGAAGAGAUAGAGGGAUACAUGCCUGAGACACACAACAUGCUGCUACAGGCCGCAGAGGAGUUCGAACAGUCACAGAAGAAAUAUAAACUCGACAAGGAGAAGGAAAUCGCGAGAAUACAACGCUUGCAAGAGAUAGAGGAGGAAUCUGAAGAAGAUUUAGUGACAAUGGAAGUGGAACCGAAGGAGAAAUGGGACUGCGAGACCAUCCUGUCAACAUACUCCAACCUUUACAAUCACCCAAAGAUAAUAGAGGAGCCUAAGAAACCGCGUAAAAUCAAAAUCAACACCAAGACGGGACUACCGGAAGAUACGCUAGGCAAAGACAACAAGUUGACGAUGAAAUCCCUGGCCAAGUUCAACGCGCUGCAGGACGCGGGGAGCGACGGUUCUGAUGACGAGAGAACUAACGCGGAGACUAUCCUGUCCACACUCAGUGUGUUGUCUAUAAGAGCUAAAGACGAAACACCCGAAGAGAAGAAAGAAAGGAAACGCCUUUUGAAGGAGUACAGGAAAGAAAGAAGAAUAGAGAAGAAAGCAAACAAAGAGGCAUUCAAAGAAGAGAAGAAACGACAAGAGAAAAUCAUGAUGAACAAUAGAAAUAAUGUUCAGGGAAACAAAAUAUUAUAAUUUAAGAACCA